This is a messenger RNA of Lizanozyma spartinae, 954 nucleotides long. RefSeq lists its product as uncharacterized. NCBI's taxonomy places the organism in Eukaryota, Fungi, Ascomycota, Pichiomycetes, Serinales, Debaryomycetaceae. The record is from RefSeq and is a predicted model, not a curated record. Bases 1 to 954 code for a protein of 317 amino acids. The transcript has a single exon.
AUGGUGACUGGGUCUAGACAACAACAACAACAGCCACGGAUUCUGUUGCAAUUGGGGGGCAAUGGGAAUGGAGAUAGGUAUGACCCUAAAGGAAGGAUCAAAAGAGGAGUGUUGGUAACUAUGGGUACGGGAACGUUAGCACUUGGACUUUAUGUUUACCUUCAAAUUAGAUGGAAGCAAAAGAUGGGAGAAAAGGAUAAUAAUACAAUCUUUGUUCCAUUAUGGAUUAACCCGAAUUGGAUCUAUCGUUCAGCAUACAAGUUCCCCAAAACAGUUCAAUAUUUUGAUUGCGAGUUCUUCAAGUAUCUUGAACAAGAGAUAGAGCAAGCUAGUGAAGAAACUGAGUUGGAACCGUUGGGGAACCCCUCCUUGACCACUCAUAUACAUAAUUAUUAUAUGGGAGAAGAAGCUUUAAAGUUUAUGCAAGUAUUUGUCAAUACCAAUGUUAAGUAUAAGGUUCUUGAAGAGUUACUGAAAAAUAAAACCAUUCGACGGCUCUUUGGAUUACCUUUAUCAAUUGAUCUUAUAGACUAUCGAAGAGAAAACUUUCGUGUUUGGGUUGAAAGCAAGUAUCCGACAAUUUCUGGGGUUGAAAUCCCAAUGGAUGAUUGGAAGUCUUGGAAAUGGGUGAUCAACCCGAUAAAUUGGCACACGUUGGCCAACAAUUUGGCCAGUGAAUGGACUUUGAAUCGAGAAAAUGCUAAUUCUGUUGAUGAGAAUGACGAUGACUCACACCGUGCUUCAUUGGAUUCGUCUCUGGGGUCUAGGAACUAUAGUAUAGUUUAUACUGGUGAGUUUCUAGUUCGAGAUCAUCAACUGGAGACUGAAAGCUGGCUUUAUUAUAAGGGAGUCAUUGAUUUCAACCACUUGCUUAUCAAUCGUGGAGUGCAGCUCAUUGAACUAGACUUGAUCAUCAAACAGAACAACGAGCUUGUUAAGUAUAAGAUUAUUUAA